Molecule: messenger RNA, 942 nt
Organism: Sus scrofa (pig)
Lineage: Eukaryota; Metazoa; Chordata; Mammalia; Artiodactyla; Suidae
Product: olfactory receptor 8D1-like
Biological process (GO): G protein-coupled receptor signaling pathway
Cellular component (GO): membrane
Molecular function (GO): G protein-coupled receptor activity; olfactory receptor activity
Source: RefSeq, a predicted model, not a curated record
AUGGAAACCAGAAAUCAUUCUUUGGUAACUGAAUUUAUCUUAGAGGGGUUAACAGACCAGGCAGGUCUCCAGCUUCCUCUCUUCUUCCUGUUUCUAAUGAUUUACAUGGUCUCCAUGGUGGGAAAUGUGGGCUUGGUCUUUUUAAUCAGGAUCAGUUCUCAGCUUCACACACCCAUGUAUUAUUUUCUCAGUAAUUUGUCCUUCAUAGAUCUCUGCUAUUCCUCUGUCAUAAUUCCCAAGAUGCUGGUUAACUUCAUAUCGCGGAGGAAUUUCACUUCCUUUUCUGAGUGCAUGGUUCAGCUGUUUUUCUUCUGCUUCUUUGGCAUUGAUGACUCCUACAUGUUGACAGCCAUGGCAUAUGAUCGCUAUGCUGCCAUUUGUCACCCCUUGCUCUACAAUGUUACCAUGUCCCAUAGAGUCUGCUUGCUACUAGUCACCAGUGUGUAUAUAGUGGGAGCUGCGGGAGCCUUGGUUCACACCAGCUACGUAUCUAGUCGUUCCUUCUGUGGAACUAAUGUCAUCCAUCAUUACUUCUGUGACAUCCUUCCUCUCCUGAAUAUAUCUUGCUCAAGAGACUACAUUAUGGAACUUUCAGUGAUGAUUCUGGUUGGAUUCAAUGUCUUUGCAUGUGCGUUAGCCAUCUUCAUCUCUUAUGCCUUCAUUCUUUCCAGCAUCUUGUGCAUCCGCUCAGCUGAAGGCAGGUCCAAAGCUUUCAGUACCUGCAGUUCUCACCUUGCAGCUGUUGGGGUCUUCUAUGGCUCUAUCAUCUUCAUGUAUUUUAAACCAUCUACCAGUGACACAACACAGGAGAAGGUGGCCUCUGUGUUUUAUACCACAGUGAUUCCUAUGCUUAACCCUAUUAUCUACAGCCUUAGGAACAAAGAUGUCAAAGAAUCCCUUAAAAAACUUCUGAGUGGUGAGAUACUUUCCAGGUCUGUUUAG